This is a messenger RNA of Clonostachys rhizophaga, 2754 nucleotides long. The record is from the annotation of a GenBank genome assembly. NCBI's taxonomy places the organism in Eukaryota, Fungi, Ascomycota, Sordariomycetes, Hypocreales, Bionectriaceae.
GACGACUAUUACGACCAGAUGGAUCCAAGGGAUCAGAGGGGCCGCUAUCGCAGCCCCUCGCCUGGCCAUCAACAACCUGGAUACCAACUCGAAGAGAACCCGUAUUCCUACUCGCAAUCACAGCAGCGACUAGACAUGCCUCAACACGGCUCCCCGGCGAGGUUCCCCUCUCCAGGAGAACAUCAGGGCUAUAAUCCGGCGGAUCUCAGGCUGGGAACCCCAAGCGAUUUCCUGACGAUGAAUGCGGCGCACUCUAUCGAUAACUUGUCUGGCUACCACAACAACAAUAGCCAGGUCGGCGUCGACCAUGGCGACUACUCUGUCAACCCCGAAGCUCACCACGAUGCGUACUAUAACCGGGGCUAUGAAUCAACGACCCCUGGGCAUGACGGUCAUGGGUACGACUACGACGACCAGGACGGACGACCAAUGCUCUCGCACCAAAACUCCGACCAGUACGCAGAUGAUCCUCAUCAGCAGCAACAACCACCGCCGCCACAAGAGGGAGGAGGCCUUCGGCGGCACAAGACAGUGAAGCGAGUUCUGCUGUACCGAGGCAAUCUUGUUUUGGAUUGCCCAGUACCCCCCAUACUCCUCCAGAAUGUCAAGCACGGCGAACGAGACGAGUUUACCCACAUGCGAUAUACUGCAGCCACCUGCGACCCGUCCCUGUUUUACGAAGAAAACUUUACCCUGCGCCAGAAGCUCUUCAGCAAACCCCGACACACGGAGCUGUUCAUCGUUGUGACAAUGUAUAACGAAGACGAUAUCCUUUUUGCCCGAACAAUGAUCGGUGUCUUCAAGAAUAUUGAUUACAUGUGCAACAGCCGACCAAACAGCAAGACCUGGGGCAAGGACGCUUGGAAGAAGAUUGUGGUGUGCGUUGUCAGCGAUGGUCGAGCCAAGAUUAAUCCGAGAACGAGAGCUUUGUUGGCGGGUAUGGGAGUCUAUCAGGAGGGUAUCGCGAAGCAAAAGGUCAACGACAAGGACGUGACGGCACAUAUCUACGAGUACACCACACAGACCCAUUUGGCGCUCAACAACGGUGUUGUUUCGCUGGUCCACAAUAAGCAGCCUGUGCAAGUCCUCUUUUGCUUGAAGGAGAAGAACCAGAAGAAGAUCAAUUCCCAUCGGUGGUUUUUCCAGGCAUUUGGACGUGUUUUGGACCCCAACAUUUGUGUUCUGCUCGAUGCCGGUACGAGACCAGGUGGCAGGUCCAUCUACCAUCUCUGGAAAGCGUUCGAUCUCGAGCCCAUGUGCGGAGGUGCCUGUGGUGAGAUCAAGGCCAUGUUGGGAACUGGCGGCAAGCUUCUUUUGAACCCGAUCGUUGCGGCACAGAACUUCGAGUAUAAGAUGAGUAACAUUCUGGACAAACCGCUGGAGUCUGCGUUUGGUUUUAUUUCCGUAUUGCCAGGUGCCUUCUCUGCCUAUCGAUAUGUUGCUCUUCAGAAUGACAAGAACGGCAAGGGCCCAUUGGAGAAGUACUUUUUGGGUGAGACACUUCACGGAGGUGCUGAUGCUGGUCUUUUCGAGUCCAAUAUGUACCUCGCCGAAGAUCGUAUUCUCUGUUUCGAGCUGGUCACGAAGAGGAACUGCCAUUGGAUCCUGCAGUACGUCAAGUCGGCGACUGGAGAGACUGAUGUGCCAGAUACUGUGACUGAACUGAUUUUGCAACGACGUCGUUGGCUCAAUGGUUCCUUCUUCGCCUCCAUUUAUGCCGGUGUGCAUUUCUACGACUUCUUUCGCUCUGACCACUCAGCCAUCCGCAAGUUCUUCUUCUUCAUCGAGUUCAUUUUCCAGACCAUCAACACCAUCUUUGCGUGGUUCGCUCUCGGCAACUUCUUCCUGGUUUUCAAGAUUCUCACGGAGAGUUUGGGUGCUGACAACCUGCUCAAGAGGCCUGGUCAGAUCCUAGGUGUUGUUUUCACCUGGAUGUACGGUGCCUUCUUGGGUGCAUGCUUCGUUCUCUCACUGGGAAAUCGCCCCGCCGGAUCUGGAAAGCUCUACACUGCCAUGGUUUGGUUCUGGGCUAUCCUCAUGAUAUAUCUCCUCUUUGCCGCUAUCUACAUUGCCGUUAUUGCCAUUAUGGAGCAUGUUAAGGGCGGAUUCCAAAUUAGCGACCUCGUCAAGAACAAGGUGUUCUACACGCUCAUCAUAUCUCUCAUGUCGACUUUUGGUCUGUGGCUGAUCGCAUCCCUGAUGAUGUUUGACCCAUGGCACAUUUUCACCUCGCUCGGCCAAUAUAUGCUGCUGACCCCUACCUUCACCAACGUUCUCAAUGUUUACGCCUUUUGCAACACCCACGACGUCUCAUGGGGUACCAAGGGUGACGACAAGGUCGAGAAGCUUCCAUCAGUCAGCACCAAGGAUGGUGAGGGCAAGACAGAUCUCCCCGACGAAGGCGACCUCAACGCCCAGUACCAGCGCGAGCUGGCCUCGUUCAACCACAAGUUCGUGGAAGAGAAGAAGCCACCGACCCCCGCCCAGCUCCAAGAGAAGCAGAUGGACUACUACAGAGGUGUGCGAACUGGUGUCGUUCUCAUCUGGAUGGUUACAAACUUUGCUCUCUGUGCUGUAGUACUGAGCACAGGAGGUCUUGAUACACUCAGCACCGGGGGCAGCACGGAAGAGAGCGAGGAGGAGCGAACCAACAUUUAUCUACUCGUCGUCCUCUACAGUGUGGCCGGUCUGAGUGGCUUCAAGUUCAUAGGUGCCUGCUGGUUCAUGAUUGUCCGCAUGUUCAGAGGUGUCUAA